Messenger RNA from Daphnia magna, 8881 nucleotides. It is a transcript of the gene loco, whose product is annotated as regulator of G-protein signaling 12. Gene Ontology annotation, molecular function: protein binding; GTPase activator activity. The record is from RefSeq and is a predicted model, not a curated record. Lineage: Eukaryota; Metazoa; Arthropoda; Branchiopoda; Diplostraca; Daphniidae. Gene Ontology annotation, biological process: signal transduction.
AUUGUCGAAGGCAGAUUUCAUCUGAAACGAGAAAAACAGAAGCAUGUUGUUAAUCUUAUUUGUCCAAGUUUCUUUCGGUGAUUAAAAACCGUAGAACGACGGGUAAUCCAAUCAUGCUGUACUGAUGAAAACCCUUUUUGUUGAGUGUGCUUUAUUGACUUUCCGGAUGAUCGGCAGAUCGUACAAAAAUGUGGUGAAAACAAAUCAGUUUGAGAACGUGGUCUGCAUGUGUCUACCCUUUGUCGGAAUUCGAAGGACUUUGGGAACGGAACUGGGUCGUAAUUGUUCUUUUUGUGCUGUUACCAGGCCAAAAUAGAAUUGUUGUCGCUAACUAAUGGAAAAAGAACAUGUGGAAUUCCUUGCCUGACCAGAAAGAACGAAAAAAUCCCAACGUAUAAAUAUAGGGAGGCCCCAGACGAAAACGACACAUCCGUGGGCGAGAGAAAUGAAAAAAAAAAAUUAGGAAGAAAAGUGAUCUCGGACCGUCUCGUGACCUCAUCAAUAGUCGGGGUAUCUGCCCUAUUUAAGCUUAUUUAUAGCCCGACGGUAGGGUGAGGCAGUCGGCACGCGCGCCCCAGAAUGAACGCCAUCUGAUACGUUACGCACGCGUCUGUGUGUAUGCACGAUAGCUAAGUAGAAACAGGAAGAAAAAGAAAAGAUUUAACAUCAUCGAAGAACCGCGUUGGUGUGUAAAUGAGGAAGCUCCCUUUUUGUGUUCCAAGCGGAAAUGGUGACUUAUGAAAAAUUUUGUAAAAAAUAUAAAAGGGGCAACACCGAGACGCGAGAAAUGGUGAUGAUAGCCAGAAUUAUUCUAUUUCUGGCUAACCGAGAAUAUUCAGUUUCUCUCUGCGGACUUGGCUGGAAUAAUUCCACGCUCACAUUUUGUUUUUCGCAAAAUUAAUCACUAUCGAUCGGAGUUGCUUUAUAUCCUUCACGGUAGACUACCGUAUCAAUAAUUUUCUAGAAAUCCAGGAAUGCAAUCAAAUGCGGUUUCACGAUGUAAAGCCAUUUACCAUUAUUAGGAAACAAUGGACAAUGGGGUUACAGGGUUCGAUUCAAUGGUCAUGAUUAGUGGACAUAGUAGUCAUCCCGUUAUGAGAUACUUCACCUUAAAAACAAAGUAACAAGCGCCCUUUCCUUUGGUCAUCUGUUCACAUGAACAGACGAGAGGGCAUAGCGGUCACCGCUAAACAAGGACAAGGGAGAAAGUAUACGAAUAAAUAUCCAACCGAGUACCGGUCACACGCGUGAAGGAUGUGCCACACAGCGUGCGGCUCAAUUUUUCUGCAGCGUUUGAAUAGUUGUAUUUUUUAAAAUAUCGCCCUCAAGACAUCCGGAUUCACGGUCGGUUAGGUACGAUGUCCUCGUCACGAAAUGCAGAAAAAACGCGUGAAAGGUCAUAAAAUGGCGACAGUUUCUCGUUCGUGUAUCACAAACUCAUGGUUGUAGACGACAAGAACACGCGAUAACGACGAAUCAACGCCACGAAGCAGGAAGAAAAACUGGAAAGUUGAUUCGCUUGACGAGAAAUGAAAAUUCCGUGUGCAGACGCGGGCGUGUUCAGAGGAUUUUCAUGGUCUGCGGAACUGUUGGCGGGAAUCAACAGUUGUCUAACGCUAUACAACCCUCCGUACUUUUGUUCGUGUUAAAUACCAUGGAAGCCGCUAUACUUCGCUUAACUAGGGUCUUUGUCGAUCUCCAGUUUUAUGAUCAAUCGAGUGCUUUAUGAAUGCCACCAAUCUAACUCGAUGAUCGACAAAUAUUUAAAUCAGCCAACCAGUAAACAUCGAGUUCCGUUAAAGUUUGAUGAACUGUGCAAACAAAGCUGUUGGAUGACUCCAGGAUGUCACAUCAGCAAUUUGUCAUGGCUUUUGUAUUGUAUAUUUUAUUUAUUUUUAUUGCAUUACUCUAUGUAAUCUCACAUCCGUCACUGUUUCCCGUCUCUGAUGUAAUUUGCUUAGGGCAACGAACUGGUCAUAGAUGGCGUGUCACGACAUCUGCCGGAAAAUUUUAAAUUUUCUUUUUUUUUUCGCUAGAUGUCUUCAUAAAGUGAAAUUUAAAAAGCCCCGGGCUAUCCAUACCCCCCGACUCAUCCAGUCCAACAACCACCGUUAGACCGUUAGUGAAAGAAGAAUUUUUCUCUGCGUCUUCUUUCCCCCAUUAGACAACAAAUGACCAUACCAUCUUCACCACACGAAUUCAGCAGUGCGUGAUGAACGUCGAUCCCGCUUAGUGAAAUCGAUUCAUUUCUGUUUGGUGAACCGCCAACUUGUUGGUUGUGAGUGGUAAAAAAGCAUCAAGGCUGUGGCAGACAAUGUGUGUUGUGACGGAAUGAAGUGACCCGAAUGUUUUUCUUGCACACAAUUGAUCACAAUGCAUGCUUCAAGACGGCAGAAAAAGGCUCGUGCCAGGCCUUUUUCACCUCCUGUUACUUUGCAUUUGCAGGCCUCACCUGCCUAUAAGGUGGCCAAGCUUGUAAGAGGCCAACAAGGCUUUGGAUUCACAAUAUCUGGCCAGGCUCCCUGCAUCUUGAGUUGUGUUGUACCUAAUAGUUCAGCAGACAAAGCUGGAUUGCACGCUGGUGAUUGCUUGCUGGCUGUCAAUGGUUGUGAUGUGAGCAGGGCUCCACACGAUGAAGUGGUCAGGUUGGUUGGUUCCUGCAUGGGCAUGUUGAGACUACAUCUGGCUGAAUCAGGUAUCCCAGCUACAGCGAAGGGGUAUUCUUCUUCAGAUGAAGAAUCAGAUCCAAAGAUGAGGGUGUCAUCUAAAAUUAGGCUGCCCAGGACGAGACAUGCAAACCGAAUGAAAAGAAAGGGAGCAACUCCUCCUAGCCGAAACGAAAGAGCCGUCCGAGAUUUACAUAGCCGAAUGAUGCCCGUCCCGCCAAUGCCAAAUCACUCUUCCGGAACUAAAAAUCGGCGUCGUCGAAACUCGAGCGACAGUAGCCAAGAACAUAUCGGCAACCUCAUGUCUUCGCCAAAUCUCCAUUCUAGAAUGAUCAAAAAUAAUGGAGUGGGCGCCAACGUCACCGGUCAACUGAUGUACCGUUCAGUGGUGGGCUACUUGGGAACGAUUGAAAUGCCGGAAGACUCAAGCAGUCAGUCGUCACCCAGUAGCGGCGUGAGCGGAGGGGGUCUGAGUGCCUCUGGCAGCCAUUCCAACAGCAAUAAUAGUGCAGCGGCCCGACUGGCGGCAAUCAGGAGCUGCGUGCGUCGGUUACGGAUAGAAAAGAAGGUUCACACGUUGGUGCUGCUCCGAGUGUGGGGACCCCGACCAGGUGCUGGAGUGGUCGCCGGUGCCGCCGGAGGUGCAGCCAUAGCCUCCAAUUCUACGUCGAGUUCGCGAAAUAAUAAUAGCAGCUCGGGAAAGAUCACCCUGACCAGCCCGGCUGGAGCCAAUUUGGCUCGGUUUCCUGCACGACGUGUCGUUUUUUGCGGAGCUUACGCCGACGACGCCCGUUUCUUUGGACUCGUUACAUCCGCCUCCCACGACUCGGACGACGACGACGAAGAAGACGAUCAAUCCACUUCAGAUCACGAAGAAAAAAUGCUCAACGCCCAUCGUAAGAACUCAGCCGCUGGCUUCACGUCGUGCCAUGUUUUCAUGGUGGAUUCCCGCCUGGUGGCCCACGAAGGGCACGCGGCUCGAGCCCACGCGUUCCGCUUCCAGUGUACCCCUGCUGCCGGAGGUGAUGGACGAUGUCUGGAGUUCCCUCCCACGGCCGAACCAAUACUCCAGGCUGUACUUUCUUUGUGCGCUUCAUCUGGAUGCCAUGGAAAUAACGCUAUCGGAUUGAUGGGCUGGGCCAAUCCGUUGCUACAACAACAACAGCAGCAGCAACAACAACAACAACAACGUCACCAACAUCAACAACAUCAGCAUAAUUUAAGCAGUCAUAGUAGCAGCAGUAGCAGCAAUAGCGAUUCGGGCAUCUUCCGUGAUCGCGAUGACGGCAAGAAUAGCGAUCGAGACGUGCAGCUUCAACUCCGGCAUCAGCCAGAUCAACCGAUGUUGCAUCACCAACCCAUUUCACUUCCGCUCAAUGGCAAUUUGGACCGGCUAACAGUUCGAGCCAUGCCUGAUCCCCUAAUGGCAAUUAAAAGUCCCGGUGAGCUGGAACAUGCUGCUCGUUUGCGGAGUUCGAUGCAGCGUUACCUGAACCAGCAGCAACAACAACAGCAGCAACAACAACCGCAACCGGCCAUGCUGUUACUAAACCGCAAUACGGGGACGCACCAACACGUUAACCCAUCGCUCAGCGUUCGCGCGACCAUGACGCUGGAAGAGAAGUUGAGCCCGCAGGUUUUUAAAGGCCGACCUGGCGGCCUACCGCACCCCACCAACAGACCUGCUCGAACGCCGUCGGAGCGCAGUCGUGCCCGUAGCCUGGACGACUUAAGUAAGAGCUGCCAGCAACAAGCACGUAUGCCCGGUGAUCCACCCCAUCAUCAGCACCCCCAUCAUCACCAUCCCCAACAGCUGGGAUCUGACAACGGUUUAGACAAGAUCGAUUGGGACAACAGUACUCCCUUUGAUCCCGUAGUGGGCUGGCACAGUUUAGCCGGCCAGUCUUCGUCAGGAUCCCCGCCGCGACAGAAACUGCUAGCCAAAAGACUGGAUUACGAAGACGAUGAUAGUGAAGAAGAGGAAGAGAGCGAGGUACAGCCUCCGGCUUCGGAUCAACGGUGCGGCCAAGAUGUAAGACCUGGGCCGACCGUAGCGGCCAAUGCUACAACAGCUAGUAACACCAACGAGCCCGUACUGACUGGCACGCUCGAGAAACCCAUUCAGCCUGAUCAGCCUCCUCCUUCACAACCUCAACAACACGUCUGGACGCAGGGCUUCGAGAAACUCCUCGAGGACCCCCUGGGUCUGCGAGCCUUCGCUGGAUUUCUAAAGAAGGAGUUUAGCCACGAGAAUAUUUAUUUUUGGGCCGCUUGCGAACGGUUCCAUCGGCUCUUCCCCACCGAUGAUACAACAACGGCUGCGUAUGAAGCCCAAAAGAUUUUCGAACGUCACCUCGGCCCAGCAGCCUCUGAGCCUGUUAAUGUAGACUCUCAGGCAAGACAAAAGGCAGAAGACAACCUUUGUCAACCUAGCCCGGAAUUAUUCGACCAGGCUCAAAAACAAGUGUUCAAUUUGAUGAAAUACGAUUGUUACCCACGGUUCCUACGUUCACCGAUCUAUCGCGAAUGUGUUCAAGCUCUACAACAAAACGAGCAGCCGCCCAUAGCGGCACUGACGCUCAAUGAUCCUGAUUUGAAUGUUGACUAUGAUUUCGGCGAUGCUGAUAGUGAUAGUACUCGCAACUUGGCAUUGAAAAAGAGUGGCAGCGAUGCUGGUGAACGACGACGUCGGUCCCUGUUACCUUGGCCCAAGAAAGACCGGUCUAAAUCCAAGGAUCGUGGUGACUUCGACUACAGAAAGACAGCCAAAAAGAAGAACCGACAGGGUAGCACCAGCAGCGGCCCAGAAAAAGAAAAAGAGAAUGCAACAGACGAUGAAGAUCAGCUGAUUAAAAGAGCAGCGUCAAAAGACUCGGUGGCUUCUGAAUUCAGUGACAGGGCGUUCCACAUUCAGAGUACUGCAAGCACAGUGCCUCUCGUCAAAGUUCUCCUUCCCGAUAUGUCCUCUGCAGUUAUUGCCGCCCGUCCGGGUCAAAGUGUCCAACAACUUCUCAGCAAACUUUUGGAACGUCGCGGUUUGCGCUUUAAUGCCUUCGAACUCUUUGACAGCCAUCAUUCUACAUCGAUCGAGCUGGAAAGGGACGCGUCGGUAGUGGGUGGCAUGGAAAUCCGUCUGGAACCUAGAGUCGUCUUCCAUCUACUACUACAGCAAUCAGGAAAGUCGUUGAUGAUCCGUGGCCAACCCAGGAGGCAGCUAGGCGAAGUCCUUAAGCCGAUUCUGUUCAAAUACGGCCUUAAGAUAGAGCAUUCCAUUAUCACCAAAUCUGCUACUGGCGAUGUUGUCCAAACAAAGACAUUGUUAGCCUCACUGGAUGGUUGCCAUUUGAAGGUGAUCAACCGAGAUGAUGCCGAAGAUGUCGGUGAAAUGGACCGCGAUGCUUCAGGUCAAGCUCAAGAACAAGCCGAACAGUGUGACGAACCAGAGGACCUUCCAGUGAAGAAUAGCGGAAGUUUGCUUGGUCGAAAAGGAUUGAAUCGAAGAAAUUCUCUUCAAGCCGAACGGAAUAGGACAGUUUCGGGCAAAAAGCAGAGUAUGGUACCAACGAAAAGUGAAGGAACGAUACAGAAUCCCAAUAUUUCGGUUGCCAAUAAACGACUUUCGCUGCACGAUCUACCAAAAUCCAGUUCAACCACACAUCUAAUGCCUCCACCUCGAGCUCCAUUUGGAUCGAGGAAGCCAAACACCCAACGCAACCCAUUAACGCGUCUGGAAAAUGAAGCACUCUAUGAGAGGUUGAAACGAGCGCAGAGAUGCAGACUUGAGGACCAAAGAGGGACGGAAAUUAACUAUGAACUGCCAGACUUUCUGAAAUUGCCCGGUCGGUGUUCCAAUGACGACUAUGCUGAGUCGCACGAGCUCCCCCUCGACGGAAGAGCUUCGGAACCGAUUGGAUGCAGACCCAGGAGAGUAUACCAGGAAUCCUACGAAUUUCCGCUUGAUGGCCGUGCAUCCGAACCUCUCUUUUCGCGACGCGAGGUUGUCUCUGAGCCUCGCUCCAACGGAUCCGGCAUGAGCGGUUCUUGCGCCUCGCCGGAUUUUGCCGCCAUAGCUGCCCAAAUCUUGGAUAAGAGUUUUUCUGCUGAUGGAUUAAUGCCCACCCACGAAGAGGCGGAAAUGUAUUUCGGGUCUUCAACACCGAGUGGUACGAUCGAUCUAAAGCCAAAUCAACCAUCGAAUGCCAAGAUCACCGUGGCAGCGGCUAAGCAAAACGUGGCAAACGUCGCCGCUCGUAUUGCGGCAAUCGAACAAAACGAUCGCGCCAAGCAGAACGCAAGUCAGCAGGUUUCCAAGUCAAAUUCCAAUUCAAACUGGGAUGACUUGCUUUUAGACUUAGACGUGGACUGGCGCUGCUACCAGGGUCGGGAGACGGAUGAUCAGAAACAGCAAUUGCAGCAACAUAGUCGGCCGAGGAACGGUUCGUCUUCACAGCAGCCGCUUAACAGUCGGCCGCCUCUUCCCACGCCUCCUGCCCUAGAAAUGCUUGACUUAGAUGAUCCGCUGACCGUGGCCAGUCCAGCAUCCCCUCCACCUCUGCCCCCUAAACCAGGCAAAACAAAGAUCAACGAACCAUUCAAAGCUCCCAUAUCAAAACCUAUGCCGCCUCCACGCCCCCCCAGCCGUAAUAUCAACACCUCUUCCAGGGUGAAUGUCAGUUUCGUCUAGCAGUACCGGAAGGUUUUGACGUUAACGUUUCUUCCCUUUUUUCUUUCCCUUUUUUUUUAACGUUUACUUUUUUCGUUGGAAAAUGAUUAAGUGUGCCAUAAUAUUUCUUGAUUCGUUAAGCGUGUAUUGCGGUCAAUCGAGAGCCAUGUGACGACUCCAUCCGGAAUGGAAAUUAGAUUCCCUUUUAAAGCAUUUAGAAGUUAUAGGGCUUCAAUCGAUUCGUCUUCUUCUGCGCGUCCGACCAGCGUUAGCCAGAAGAGUUGAGGUCGAUCAUAGGCCGUCACCAACACUCCCCUGUCUGUAAAAGGAGCCGCCCCUGUGAUCAUGCAGUCCUUCAUUUCAAAGCUGUUCAUAUAGCGCAUAUCCCAGUUGGGAUCGUUGCUUUUCCCUAGAAUCCAGAGAUGUAAGAAACCGUCCUCUGCUGCCGAGACGAAACCGCCUCUGACCGGAAAAAUCUGAGUUAUCCAGCGAAUGUGAGCUGCAACCUCGGAUAGGCAUUCCAUCGUCGGCAGCAAGUAGGCACGGAUGAAUCCCGUGUUGAAAGCUGCGAUCAAAACUGAAAAGAUACGAAUUUUAACAAUGGUCAAGAUUGUUCCAGCCAAAUUGAAACAAACUUUCCUUUCCCAUUCCUCUUUUUUUACGAUCAAAAAUUUUAUUCUGUUCGUUGAUUUUAUGUACCAUUUUCACCGUAAUAACCCGUGACUAUUGAGUGUAUCGGAACGGCCAUUAGUUACCGUGCUCUCCUCUGGCUUCGAGGAUUAGCAUGCUGGUGCAGCAGUUUGGCGAUUUCUCUUGAAUACGUUGAGCGUGAGACCAACAGCCAGGUUCACCUUGAAAGAGGACGAUACCUCCCUGUUCGUCUCCUGCCACCAGGUAUCCUGUGGAAACGCAAAUGAUCGUGGUUGGGAAUUUACCAAGUUUGGUUUGAGAUGGCAUGUCUUGACUGCCUAUUUCCCAAAGACCUUCGUUGCUCCCUGUAGCAAAAAAAAAAAAAAACGGUUUGGGUUAUUUGUAAAAUUCUUCUUCGUUCACCUGAAUUGUCCCUCUUACCUGUGUAUAUAUAGCCGUUGAUCGACGCUAGAGAAGUGAUCCAUCCUUGCUGAUCCAACGCCUUGUCUGUAUCUGCUUUCCACGUUUUAGUCGAGCAGUCAAAGAUAACUUGCAGUAGAUGGUUGGUGUGGGCAAUUAUGAGUGUGAGCUCUUGACCGUCACACCACAAUACCUGCCAAAGAAAAGUAUUCCAUUGAACGCGACCGUCUUCUGUCUCAACUACGACUUCUUCAAUGUUUGUUUUUCAAACUUUCGGACUUGUAUAUCAUCGGGUUUAUCAACUAUCAGUGCGUUAAUGUCCAGAACGUGUUGUUGUUGGACGUUUCCCCUCUUGUCCAAAACCAUCAACUCGACCGUGUCAGCAUGUACUACUGCAACAUGACUGCCGCUGCUCUCUUUCCUGUUCGUAUGUGUAAAUUUUCAACAAAAAAAUCGUCAGUCGAUGGAUAAAUUACAACAAAUAUUCAGUUGUGCACUAUAA